This is a messenger RNA of Dipodomys spectabilis (banner-tailed kangaroo rat), 6370 nucleotides long. RefSeq names its product adenylate kinase 4 (gene Ak4). Gene Ontology annotation, biological process: nucleobase-containing compound metabolic process. The record is from RefSeq and is a predicted model, not a curated record. The coding region runs from base 117 to 788 and encodes 223 amino acids. Gene Ontology annotation, cellular component: mitochondrion; cytoplasm. Gene Ontology annotation, molecular function: nucleoside diphosphate kinase activity; AMP kinase activity; ATP binding. The transcript has 5 exons. Lineage: Eukaryota; Metazoa; Chordata; Mammalia; Rodentia; Heteromyidae.
GCGGCAGGCGCGUCCCCGCGCGAACAGAGAGGGUGCCCGAGACGGGGGCCGAGAAACAAAGUUCCCGGGCUGUCUGCGGGGCUACAGUCGGGGCUGCCCGUGGGGCCGCCGGAGCCAUGGCUUCCAAACUCCUGCGCGCGGUCAUCCUCGGGCCGCCCGGCUCGGGGAAAGGCACGGUGUGCCAGAGGAUCGCCCAGAACUUUGGCCUCCAGCAUCUGUCCAGCGGUCACUUCUUACGGGAGAACCUCAAGGCCAACACGGAAGUUGGUGACAUGGCAAAGCAGUACUUGGAGAAAGGUCUUUUGGUUCCAGAUCAUGUGAUCACACGCCUAAUGAUGUCAGAGCUGGAGAACAGGAGCGGCCAACACUGGCUGCUAGAUGGUUUUCCGAGGACAUUAGUACAGGCUGAAGCCCUGGACAGAAUCUGUGACCUGGAUUUAGUGAUCAGUUUGAACAUUCCAUUUGAAACACUUAAAGAUCGACUUAGCCGACGUUGGAUUCAUCCUCCUAGCGGACGAGUGUAUAACCUGGACUUCAACCCACCUCAUGUACAUGGGAUUGAUGAUAUCACUGGGGAACCAUUAGUCCAACAGGAGGAUGAUAAACCUGAAGCAGUUGCUGCUAGGCUAAGACGGUACAAAGAUGCAGCAAAACCAGUCAUCGAACUAUACAAGAGCAGAGGAGUUCUCCACCAGUUUUCCGGGACCGAGACUAACAAGAUCUGGCCUUACGUUUACUCACUUUUCUCCAACAAGAUCACACCUAUUCAGACCAAACAAGCAUACUGAGCUUGCCCAGUGGAAGAAUCAGAAAGAUGUGAUCAUUCAUACAAUCAUGUGUGUAGUAUCGGAUCUGUGUCUACAUUAGAAGCUAGCUGAGAGAGCUUGUAGCAUCUGUUCUAAUCCAAAUGGUGAGGUGAUAGGAAAACUAUCCAGUGUGAGGAGUUCAUGAAGAGGACCUUCCAAAAGAAAGUGACUUUGUACAUGUGUCAAGCCCUUCAUAAGAAAGCAAAUACAGGCUGGAUUUCAAAUGUCUACCCUGUUGAGACCGAGGCCUUUCUGCAUGUGAGGGUGGUCGCCUGCGGUUCUCCCCUUCCUCCAAAAGCUGCCGAACCAUAUCACCAGCAAACCUGAGGACACCCAGGGUUCCAGCCCCAGCUUGUCUCAGUUCUCUGCUGUGUAACCCUGCGGUAAUUAUUGAAUUGAAGCUAAUUAUACCCAAUGGCUGCUUCUGCCUUGACUGACUGUGCCCUCAUGUCCUUUUUCCCCCCUGCCUAGUAGAGUAACACCGUCUCUGCAUCCCUGCUUUAUGUCCCUGCUCUAUCUUUUGGCUUACUAGGCUACUAAAUAAUACAGAUGAUUAUUGCAUUACCCUCCCUCCUCCCUGCAAUUUCCUCAUUUUAUGUACUGAGAACAAGCGGAUUGUAUUGAAUUUCUUCAUACACCAGAAACUGAGCCACAUGGAAGGUCUUACUUUAAAUAGCUAGUCAUACUCAUGGGCUCACUGUUUAUUAUAUGAAAGAGUCCCAAAAGUCUUGGGGAAUCCUCAGGAAAUACAGGAAAUCCUCACUGAUGGAAAUGUUGAAUAAUAAUCAUAUAUUAUAUACAAAAAGAGUAAUAGGACUCCAUGGAAUUACUGGACUUAUGGAAUCGUUAAGCUUUUUGUUUUUUUACUCAAGGCAAAAUGAAUUUUGAACAUGCUGCUAGAUACAGAUGCCAAUGGUGUUUUUCUUCUGUGAGUGACUCAGAGAGAUGAUAGGAGGAUAGAGCCUGUGGGGUAGAGGAAAAUGUUGCACUAGGUCUAUGUAGGUUGAGUAGGAUUAAGGGAAUAUAAAAAUCCCCCUAUUCUUGCCCAAAGAUGUAGUCUAUAGGGUGACCAUAAAGUCUAGAAAUAAAGGUAUCGUUACUUUGUCUUUCAUUGCAUCGAUAAACCGUUUGUUGAAAGAUGUUCCCGGUUUCCAGACUUGUUGGCCACCUUAAAUAAUUCUUGCUUUCCUCUGGGAAGAACCGUGAAGGUUUUUCUUGCUGCCUUAUGAAUUUAUAUCCCUUUUUCAGACAUGAUUCUUGUUUCCAAGGGAGCAUCUUUGAAAGGUUGGUGUCUUUUGUCAAAAUGUUCAAGUGGGUAAAGGAAAACAGAAACUAUUUCAGCACUUUAGUGGUAUUAAAACACAACACUUAACUUUCGGAAGAUGCCCCCAAGGGUCUUGAGUCUUUUCACUGCCAUGCAUAUUCUAUACAGUAAAGAAUCUUUCUAUUUUAUAAUAGUGCUCAAAUUUUUUCUGGUUCUGCUUUAUCUGUCUCUUUAUAUACGUGGCUCCUUAGCUUUCAUGGGGGAAAUGCAGACCAGUGUUCAGCCCAUCCCCUUAACCCCAGAGAAAUGCAGUUGUUUACUUUUUAGUGUUCUUUACUGCACACAUCCAGUUCAGGUCUAAAACACCAGUGCAUUAGUAUAUCAAACUCUGAGCACUUUAGAUGAAUUGCAUUUGGGUGCCAACUGACGGGGACUAGGUGAAAUCAAGUAGAUGAAGUUUGGGUUUCCUGGGUAACUAAGUAUAUUUCCUGUAUACAAUUCUGACAGGGAAGGAGAAUUUGUACAAUUUAGAGUAAUAUUGUCAUAGACACAACUGCAAACUGGGAAAAGUAGACUUGAAGUUAUUACAGAUGACUCAAACGAGGAGAAUAUGUGCUUUUUUUUUGAAUCUUCAGAUGACUUUCUUCAGUUCCUCUGGGAGCAUUGCUUCUGGAAUUUCUGAGAGAGAGAAGAAUGGGAAAGGACCAGAUCCCUGAUUUCAUCCUCUACUCCUGCAUCCUUCCCUCUUUCUUCCCUUUGCAAAGCCAAGCAGAUGAUCAUCAACAUGGGGUUACUCAGUGAGUUUCAGCAGAAGUUGCUUUGCUGAGAUCUCCCAGUGGUUGAGAGUCUUUUGUUAGGCAAGACCAGGAAGAAACAAACAUCUUUCCCUUUGGCUUUGAAAGACUAUGCUUGUUUUGUGUUCAAUGGUCUUAAAAAAAAUCUGAUUUUCUUCAACAGACUUGUUAAUUUUUUCCUAAGUGAUUUUAUAAAAAUAAAAGUUAACUUGAAACUGUUUGGGCAGAAGUACAAUUAAAGGAAUAUCUUUUCUUGUUUUUCUUUUUUUCUUCUAGUGUCAUACAUGUUGUUCCUUCACAGUUAAGUAAAGUGAAUACCUUGGAUGGGCUUUUCACAGUCCAACUAGACCUUGUACUACUUGGUUCUUCCAACUUCCUAAUUCAAGUUGCUUCCCACAAUCUAAACAUCUGUCCUAUUUUACUGGGAACUUGGAAACACUGCUGUAUUUACUUACCACUGAUGAUAGGUGCCAUUUAAAAAAAUUGUUAUUGUAUAGUUAAUAUACAGAGGGGUUACAACUACACAAAUCUGAUAAAAUCAGUACCAUUCUUUUUGAACCAUGUCUUGAAGGCCUGUUGAAUUAAAUGUAUACUUUCAGGGUCAUUACACAUACCUCAAGAAAUCUUUAGGAUCCUUCUCUUCUAAACAGAGAAGACAGGCCCAGGUUGUGGGUGUCUUGGCUGGACCCUGCUGCCUAUCCCCAAUAUCACUUGGACUCAUGUUCUAGUUUGAUUUUCCUGAGCUUUUUCCUGGCUAUUUACUGCUUGUGUCUUGCUCUAGGCAACUCAUGCCUCUGAAGUUGCUCAGUUCUGCUUGUGGCCACAUAAGAAUGGCCAAGUUCACUGAAGGGACUUGUGAGAUUGUUCCUUUCUCUCCCCUUUGUUAAGCAAAGGAAGCUGCUAAGAGGUUCAGAGGCCUCCUUAAGUCUUCAUCUAUCAAUAAAAGGCUGGACAGGCCAGGCUGGGUCCAGGCUAAUGUGUCUUGCAUGCCCUUUUGUGUCUGUUGUGCUGUGAGCCUGCAGAGCCUUUACCCUUCAGCCCUUCCUACCAUGCUUCCCCACAGAGAGGUCUAGGCUCUGUGGAGCUGCUCAUAAACUGGUCACUCCCUCACUUUUACUCCUCAAACAAGGCCCUGAUGAUAAACUCAUCUUUCGGAAUAUGGAACAUGUGGUAACCACUGACUUUUGUAACACUGUCCUUGUAAUAUUCCCUACCACAUUAACAUGGUUCCAAGGGCCACCCUAUCUAUUACCCUAGCCCUCCACUUCUCAUGCAACAACUAUGGUGGUAACCAGGGGAGAUUUGCUUCCUGUCUUCUUCAGGGUGCUCUUCCCUGAAUACUCUUUCUCAUAGCUUGCCUCGGAUAAACUCCAGUGUCAUCAAAAUCAUAGUUGGGCCUUCUGUUGAGAAGCAAAGGCAAGUGGUAAGAAAUGCCAGGUGGAGUGGGGAAGAACUCAAGGUCCUGCUGCAAGGGCUUUCUCCACAAUUAAAAAUACUGAGACAGAACAAUUCUUAACAGAUGCUGUAUAGGCUGGGUGCUCAUGCCUAUCAUCGCGGCUGUGGUGGAGUCAGAGCUUAAAGUGAGCCUCAGCAUGAAAUUAGUGAGGCCCCAUCUAAAUAACCAAGCAAAUAAACUCAGCUAGAUGGGAGGCAUAGGUAGAAGGAUUACAGUUUGGUAUCUGGCCCAGGUUAAAACAUGAGACUGAACAAAAAACACCAUAACAACUAAAGCAAAAAUGGGAUGGGGGAUUAAGGAGGGGGGCGGAUAUGGCUCAAGUAGAAAUGAACCUGCUUAGCAAGUAAAAGGUCCUUUGUUCAAACCCCAGUGCUACCAACAAAAAAUAAAAGAUAUCUAAACUCAUAAAUAAGUAUGGUUUUUUUUUGUUUUUCAAAUUAGUUCCAGAACCUGAGUCCCAUCUUUGACUUCAGCCAAGAGUUUGCUGAAGCUUGCUAGAGCCCUUUGUUUAACCUCAAAGAAUACACAUUUCUGGAUGUAUUGAGUUGUUGGCACUUUGGGUAUUUCUUCUGUGUUAUACACACAUUUCAUGCAUCACCUAAAUUGUCAACCAUUUCCUGCUUUAAUAGAUAACUUGAUUAUCUUGUCUCCUUGUCUUUAAACAUGGAAACAAUCUUACUUAUUUAAAUACAUGUUUUCCUGUAGCUAUAGGGAUUCCUCAGGAAAUCCCACAGGCCUUUUCCCUGCCUUUCCCUGGACUGGGCUUUCCAGUCAUGAAUUGGUAAAACAGUGUGUUUGCUUCAGCUUGGAUUCUUGGUUCACAGAGCUCUGGUGACGAAAUGGCAGUGGGUGGGUGGUGGCAGUAGUUGCAUAUAGUGUAAGAAGAACCACGUGUCUUAUCUGUACUGGGGAUUCACAGGCUUUCUAGUCUAGUGGAUAAGUUUAAUUUCUUCUUGACAAUGUCUUUCUGUGCCUCAACUUGCUGGCAAGGCGGUUUGGAGGAGACUUCUACUCAUAGUGUGAGUUGCUUUCUCUCUAUCCUCUUCCAGUUGAUGUUAAUUCCCAGUCUGCCUGGGGUCACAAGAGAAGAACACAGCAACAGUUUCUUCUUUUAAUAUGAGAAUAUCAUCUGGUCUUAAGUUGUUACUAAUCUUUAUGUAUAACCCACCUAGCCUGGUUUCUAGCUGAGGAACAUGUGCCAGUACUGGAAAACCAUGAAGCCAUAUUUCAACUAUGAAGGCAAACCUGCUUCCUGCCUGUGUUGAAACAUAACAAAUUAAAAUUGCCCAUAAAUGCCAUACUUUAUCUUUGUGGCAGCAAAUUGCACCUUUCUUGCCAGAAUGAAUGCUAUUAUCUGUGUGCUCCAGGGUGUUUCUCAAUUUGAUCUUUGUGUGUGUGGUAUGGGUAGCUCAUGUGUGUCAAGGGGGCCACUGUCUUCAUGUAUCUGCUCCUGGUGAUUAGGCCUUUGUAGGAAGCUAAGUAUCUUCUUUAAACAAAAGGUCUUCUCUUUCAAAAGAACUGACCUAUGUCAUAGAUUUUUCCCUGGGGUACAAAUGAUUUUGUAUUUAAUUUAGAGAAAAGGGAAGACACGAUGUAAAGUGCCAUAGAAUAUGAACUUCUCAGAGGGCUUUUCUAGUGUUAGAAUUUGUACUACUGAUUUUUACACAUUCAUGGUUUUUAGAUGAGCAGAUCUCUGGGGGAAUUGUUGAGUUAUAGUAGCAUUUCACUGUGAUUGCUCCUGAGUUCAAGCCAGUCUCCUAACCAGUGCCACCUGGUUUUCGGUUUACUGUCUUGUGAAAUGUCAGCUCCAGUUUCCCAAGAGGCUUGUGUUUACGAUGAGUCAGAGCUUUCCCUCUGUGCCACAGCUGUCAGCCCUCUUGAUUUGGGUCUGUGUGCUUAAUUCAGAGUAUCAAAACCAGUUAUCUGUUUUGUGUGUGUGUCCUACCCUAGCUGAUAAUUAAUUGUAUUAUUGGUUAUUUUGCUUAUCUUGCCUGAAGACUGAUUUGUACUUCUCCAUUUGAUAGAAAUAAAGUUUUUCUGCUUCUAACUA